Messenger RNA from Phycodurus eques (leafy seadragon), 1786 nucleotides. It is a transcript of the gene siae, whose product is annotated as sialic acid acetylesterase. The transcript has 11 exons. The coding region runs from base 232 to 1650 and encodes 472 amino acids. Gene Ontology annotation, molecular function: sialate O-acetylesterase activity. NCBI's taxonomy places the organism in Eukaryota, Metazoa, Chordata, Actinopteri, Syngnathiformes, Syngnathidae. Gene Ontology annotation, biological process: carbohydrate metabolic process. The record is from RefSeq and is a predicted model, not a curated record.
ACAGACAUCCUGCAGAACAUAUGCACGUGCUGCGAGAUUCUCCUAAACUGUCAUUUCUGUUGUUGGGCUACAUACUUCUCACGUCGGUCAUGUGUUUUUGUGUGUUGGCUCUUCUGGUUUUUGCUUCCUUUCAACAUAGUGGAGCAUAGCAGCUCAACUUUACAAGAGGAAAGUCAUCACAAGUGUUACAAUAAUGGAGAUUUUGGCUUCGCCUCCUACUAUGGCGACCACAUGGUGCUGCAGAAGUCUCCGGAGAGAGCGAUUUUGUGGGGUUACGGCAGCCCUGAGGGUGCGCAGGUCACAGUCUGCUUGUCAGGAACCAUGAAACACAAAAGCUCAACGGUCACAGUGGAGAAAGGCAUCUGGCGAGUCACCCUUGACCCCAUAGAGGCCGGUGGUCCGUAUAAUGUGACAGCAGCUCUUGAGAACAGCUCCGCCACUCUGACCGAUGUGCUGUUUGGGGACGUUUGGCUUUGUAGUGGCCAGAGUAACAUGUACUUUAAAACAUCUCAGAUUUUCAAUGCAUCUGAGGAACUGGCUCUCGCAUCCAAGUAUCCUCACGUGAGGACUAUUAUGGUAGCCUUGAAGAUGAGUGACACUGAGCUAACUGAUUUGAUUGGAGUGAAUCUUCCAUGGUCUGUGCCUGAAGCAAGUGGUCUGUCAGAGUUCUCUGCAGUGUGUUGGCUCUUUGGACGUUACAUGUACGAGAACCUGAAGUACCCGAUAGGACUGGUGGAGUCCUGUUGGGGGGGCACACCCGUUGAAGCCUGGUCAUCUUCAAGAGCACUUCAGCAAUGUGGACUGGACCAGAAUGAAAAAAGUUCACAAACAGACAACUCUGUCCUGUGGAAUGCAAUGAUCCACCCACUGCUCAACAUGACACUCAAAGGAGCCCUCUGGUACCAAGGUGAAAGAAACACUAAUUAUCAUCAAAACAAGUACAACUGUUCUUUCCCUGCCAUGAUUGAUGACUGGAGGAUGGCAUUUCACCUGGGCUCAGGUGGGCAGACUGCUGUGGACUUUCCCUUUGGCUUUGUCCAGCUGUCCACUAACAUAAAAGGCUCCACGGAUGACGGCUUUCCAAACAUCCGCUGGCACCAGACAGCUGACAAAGGCUUUGUUCCCAACUCUCGUCUGCAAAGGACCUUCAUGGCUGUGGCUAUGGAUUUACCGGAUGAGACUUCACCGUAUGGCACCAUCCACCCGCGUGACAAGCAGGACGUAGCAUACAGACUGACACUUGGAGCACGAGCGGUGGCCUACAAUGAGAAGGAUGUGGCCUUCCUUGGGCCUUUCCCUAAACAAAUCCUGUCCACUCCGAUGUAUGUCAACAUCACCUACGACAAAGCGAUCGCUGUCAAGCCGUCUAAAGAUAUCUUCGAGAUCUGCUGCUCGCAGUCACAGGCCCCAUGUGGGCCUGAGUCCCUCUGGGUUCCAGCUCCUAUCAUCCAGUGGGCUCCCACCACCAUCCAGAUAGCAACCACUGUAUGCACAUCCACCACUGAAGUAGCAGCUCUACGAUACGCGUGGAAAGACUGGCCGUGUGAUUUUAAGGCAUGUCCUGUCUAUGGCGCAAACGCUACGUUACCUGCGCCCCCUUUCCUUAUCAAUCGCUAUCAAAUAUUUUGGACAGUCUCUGUAAAUUAUUAAUUGCUGAUGUGUGGCCUACUUUGUAUGAAAUUCUUCUCUCCUAUUUCUAGAGGAACUCUGCCAAUAAUUGAUACUAUCCAAGACUGCAUGCCAUGUUUUUUUUAAUUUUUUUUUAUUUAAAUAAAAACACUUUACC